Molecule: messenger RNA, 734 nt
Organism: Nicrophorus vespilloides
Lineage: Eukaryota; Metazoa; Arthropoda; Insecta; Coleoptera; Silphidae
Product: PBAN-type neuropeptides-like
Exons: 4
Coding region: 1-660 (219 amino acids)
Biological process (GO): neuropeptide signaling pathway; pheromone biosynthetic process
Molecular function (GO): neuropeptide hormone activity
Source: RefSeq, a predicted model, not a curated record
AUGACAAGGAUGGGCCGCAUCCUCGAAGUCCUUCCUGAUGGAUACUGUGCUUUGGCUGCUGGUAAAAAGGACCUCCCGGUACUGAUUAAGACACGAUUAAAAGUGACUGCCAUCCACUUGAGAGACAGGGCGAGGCACAGAGUCGGUACCAAAGAUCAACAUUGUCCUGCAAUGGUUCGUCAAGCAAUCUUCGUCCUCGCAGUUCUCAUCCUCGUCGCAAUCUGUCAUUCGGCAGAUAACGAUGAGAGAUCUAUUGAUUCAUAUUCUAAGAGGAAGAUGAGCGCUCUUUGGUUCGGCCCAAGGCUGGGUAGGAAGAAGCGUAACCCUUCGAGUGAUGAGCUUCUCAAGAACACAAACUUGGACCGCGAGCAACUUGUGGCUCUCUUGGAGAUGCUCCAGGAAUCGCCGUGGGCUGUGGUUGCUCUCAAUGAAGGCAAAAGACAUAACAAAAUGAAUUUCACACCUAGGCUUGGUAGAGAAUCAGGUGAAGAUCUCGCUGGAAGUACAAACCCCAAUGUCGGCGCAAACAGGUGGAUACAGGAUACUGAAAUUAAUGGCGAUCUUAUGUCUCAGCGUUCCCCGCCUUUUGCACCACGUUUAGGAAGGAGGGUUGUACCAUUUUCACCUCGCCUUGGACGUGAAAAUGAUAGAUUGUUUUAAGAUUACAUGAACAUAUUAACGUAAUUCCAUUAUAUAAUGCUAUAAUUAAUAAAAUAUAUUAAUAACCCUUAAUG